AUGUUAAAGACGAAGGCGGUAGAGAGGUAUCUAGGCCAAGCAACCCAGUCCGGCGUUAAAGCGGUCCUUCUUUUCGACUCCAAUGGUAUGUCUUUGAUAUUGCUUUUUUGUGGUUUCAGGUACGAAAUUGAGGUGAAAGACGACUUUUUGUCGCCAUGUACAGGGAUAUAGCUCCUAGAGUUCAUAUGACAAAAUCAAUGAUAGUAUUAGGUUGUUCAACAAGUUCUGAGCCAUCUCUUAACGCAAUUUUCUGGAAUUAGGUGGUUCAGGAUUAUUUUAACAACCUAAUAUAACAAAAUUUUUGAAAAAACCCCUAAUUUUCCCAUUUUCAAGGCAAAAUCGUAGCCCGUUCCGGUCACCAACCCACGGACAGUAUUAACGCCAUCUUCACGGCCAAACUCUGGGACUCAUUCGACCGACAAGGAGCCAGAGACCGACUGAAAGAGAUGGUCCUGCAUUACAAAGAGUUCACCAUCCUCGCGGCUAAAGCAGCCAAUAUGAUGAUCGCCUUGAUCGCGGCACCCGACCAUCCGAUGGCAAUCUGUCGGGCCAAGCUACUACAACUGGUGGAGGACCUGAGAGAACCGCUGGCUGUCUUGGGAUGA
Bursaphelenchus okinawaensis is the source of this 605-nucleotide messenger RNA. The record is from the annotation of a GenBank genome assembly. Lineage: Eukaryota; Metazoa; Nematoda; Chromadorea; Rhabditida; Aphelenchoididae.